AUGUCCGUCAGUGCAGAGGAGGUUGCCAAACACAACAAGGCCUGGGAGCAUCCGAGAAUCCUGAGAAUGAAGGCUGAAUGGUUUGCGAUUGCGACGUCCAACUUUCGAGACAGCGACUGCUGGGUGAUCGUUGGGGACCAGGUGUUGGAUGUGACUAACUUUCUCGCCGAUCAUCCCGGUGGCAAGAAGUCGAUCAUGAUGUUCGCCGGAAAGGACGCGACCGAGGAGUUCGACAUGCUCCACGACCGCAAGGUGAUCAAGAAGUAUGGCCUGGAUGAGGGCACGGUUGUGCUGAAGGGCACGAUCAAGAAGUGA
This is a messenger RNA of Symbiodinium natans, 315 nucleotides long. The record is from the annotation of a GenBank genome assembly. Lineage: Eukaryota; Dinophyceae; Suessiales; Symbiodiniaceae.